AUGUCGAUGGGGAAAUUCAUGAGUUCAAUUCUUACUUGCUCUUGUUGCGAAGAGGUUUGUUGUGUUUUGAAUAUUUUAAUAUUUUAUGCGCGGUUUAAUUUCUUAGAAGUUUUCGUAAUCCUUCAGGGUAUAUUGGUAAGAGAAGAGAUUUCACUUAGGUGUCUCAGGUGUUUAUAAAAGGUAUUUUCUCGCUUGUUAAGUCUAAAAUCCGUGACAACGUCUUCUCUCCACACAUAUGCUUGUGAUCGUUUACUUUGGAAGGCAGUAUAUUUUUAAAUUCUAAGUUGUUGGGGAAUUGAACACGAUAAUCGACGGCACGAUAAUUGUAAUGCUCUACUUCCGAUAAAACUGUUUCGUUAGACUGUAAAUAAGAAAACUGUCGCGAAGACACUGAUGUUGACUUCACCCGGGAUGGAUGUUUUCGGUAAAAAUGAAUUUUGAAGUUUUGAAGGAAGGGCAAAGGCGAAUAUCAGUUGUUUUCAUCGGUCGCAACCUCUUGUCUUUCGUGUAAAUCGUAGGUCGUGAUAACAAUCCAAUAAUUUGUUAUAACACAUGCAUCACUGGUUAGAACUGUCUCUACAAAAAUGGUCGUAGCUACGACAACGAAAACUAAACUCAAGUCAUCUUUUCUGCUUUCGCAACUCACAGAGACGGGGAAGACAUAUGGUCAGCGGAGUUGCUGGCUAACGAUUCUGUGACCAUCCUUCACCGUUUCUUCCUUGAAGAUUCAGCCAAAAACACAUAUUUAGCUGAAGCAGCCGUUUUGCCAAAAAGACUCAAAUUAUCCAAACCGUACUUGCCAAGUUCAGCACUGGCUUUUGUUCUUAUUAUAAAUGUGCUUUUUAACAGGAACGCUUCUGGCUCUUUUUUUUCCAGACGUAGUUAAUCGAUAGAAAUAGAUAUCGGAAAUCAAUCGAUAUCAUCGAUAUCAGUCGAUUGAAUCCGCCAACUGAUAUCGCAGAAAAAAAUAAUUUAUCGAUUAUUAUCGAUCAAUAAAAAUCCAUAGCAAUCGGUAGUAAUCGAUAACAAGCAAUAAUCUUGAAGUGAAUAUUCUGAACAUGACGAUGAUAUUUGGCAAGCAACACCCAUGAGAUUAGCUUAGGCUUAAAAAAAAACGUCUUUUUUUUUUACUUCAGCAACUACUCCAGGCGCAGUCUUCAUCACGUUCCAUUUUUUUGUUUCUUUCUUUUCCUGGUUUGUUUUAAUGGAUCGUUACAUGUCCAUUCAAUCCUGCGCCAUCGACUGCAUCUUGCAUUUCUUUCCUUGCAACGUCGCGGUAGCCUGCGAAUACAGCCGUUUUUCCUUGCUCCUCACCGCUUGGGACGUUUUACCAGGAGGGACGUCGGCGCCUUGGCGACAAAAUUUCCAUACUGAUGACGUAAAUCAAUGUUUACACACUAAAUCCGGGUAGUCGUGGGGUUCCAAAUGUAAAUUUUUUUAUUUCAUUUUUCUCCUGGUCGAUCAUGGUAAAGUUUUGUGUUCUACUGCAAACGAGCUGCAGCAAAACUCAGAUGUUUUCCCUAAAGAGGAAUAUAUUCCAGGAAUAUUGACUGUUUUGUAGUAGAUUCAUCACGUUUACCACCCGGUUUACAUGUUACCUUUAUUUGAUUACCUUUAAAACGCGGCCAUCAUCAUCGCUGACCGCUGACCGCUGACCGCUUUACGGAUGGGUAAAACUGAAGAAGAUUGAAACGGAUUGAAUUUAGGGUUUUCAGUGAAAACUAUUGAGCCUAACAGUUUUCUUUGCUGUUUGCAAUUUCAAAAAUAAUGCUUAGGAGACAUAUUUGUUUGUUUCGAAUUUCUGAUUUUGUCAUUUGCAUGAGAUUUCUUUGCUUACUUGAAGUUCCAUAGCGAUUGAGGGUGAGUAAUUGCCAAAUUUAAACAAAAUGAACUGGACUACCGUGACACAGCCCCUUUAACGCGAGGAAUUAACAAAAAAGCUGCGAAAACAGGCGCGAACAAGCGGCGCCAGGUUUCUGUCCCAAUUCUCCAUGCCUCUGACAGUACUUUUAUACAAUGUAUAUUGCUUAUUUUGUUUUUUAGUACUGCUGAAAUUUAACGAUUAUUAGUAAGAUUGGUAGUGAGAUAAUGCUCGGUAGUUGAAUUGGGUUCAAAAAUUAUAAAGUGGAUGCAUAGAAUGCAUAUUUCUGGUCACUAACCGGUUGCCCCGUUUUCAGAAUAAGGAGCCCGAAGAAGAAGAAUCAAAUCCAAGACAAAAGCUACUUGAUGAGGAUGUUACUAAAUCUUACACUUCGGAAAUUCACAACUCUUUAGAAACGCACAAGAGCCCUACAGCUAUCUCCGAGAACUCAACAACUAGCACGAGAAGUAUCUACUACACGCCCUCCAGUAGCUUUAAAGACUCGCCGUUCAUGUCAGUCGACUCAGAAUCAAAUACGGUUACAUCCUAA
Messenger RNA from Porites lobata, 2411 nucleotides. NCBI's taxonomy places the organism in Eukaryota, Metazoa, Cnidaria, Anthozoa, Scleractinia, Poritidae. The record is from the annotation of a GenBank genome assembly.